This is a messenger RNA of Suillus fuscotomentosus, 1569 nucleotides long. RefSeq lists its product as uncharacterized. The record is from RefSeq and is a predicted model, not a curated record. NCBI's taxonomy places the organism in Eukaryota, Fungi, Basidiomycota, Agaricomycetes, Boletales, Suillaceae. Bases 1 to 1569 code for a protein of 522 amino acids. The transcript is spliced from 12 exons.
AUGAGGUUCAUCUUCUGGCUGAGGUACAUGGUCAAGACAGCUGCAUUUCGUUCGUACAGGGGUCUCUUUCAUGUCUUCCUGCGAUUGAUCCGAUACUGCCAAUCUAUCGUGAAUGGGAAGGAGGAAGAUUUCCGACAAUGGCCCGGCGGUUUAGCAUUGAGCUCUCAGCUAGGGACCAACCAACCUGACUUCCAGCCGGCGCCUCCUGUGAGCCUCGCAGUGCCGUUGCUCGAGGCACCUCCACAUAGUCUACUCAGCCGAGGAUCCCAGCCUCAAACGGAUAUCCAGAAUCUUCAGGUGCUGACUCCCGGCAUCUCCGAACUAAUUAUCACCACGCCAGACCAGAUGUUUGAUAUCACUCUUAUUCCCAUUACACCACUUGAGGUCAACCGACACGGGAGGAAUGUGCGAGUUAAAGAUGAGUACGAGGCUUUCUUGGUCGAGAAAGGUCCUUUGGAUUGUUCAGAGGAGCUUGCUCCGGUAGCGGGAUGGGAGCCGCUCACGCAACCAGAAGGGGCUAUGAUCUUCUAUCAGCCAUAUAAAAGAGUUUUCACGGAUGUUGAUGUUCGAGAUCCUCAAAUUAUAGUCAAAAUUGACAAAGCUGUUGAGAAGGCGUAUCAUGAAGCGCGCAACGCGAGCAUCCCCUUGGAUCCAUUCGUCGAGCUAGGGUUAGAGCUUAUUGUGAAGGACGGUGAAGAGAUGUGGGGCUAUUACUUUGUUGACCAUAAAAAACGUGUCAUUUUCUGGUUCGAAGAUCACAGAUCCGAUUCUCUCAUGAGCCGCAUCCGAGGGGUAGAGCGAAAAAGUCAUAUCAAGUAUGCACUAGAAUCACAAUACUGGCGACACAUUGAGCUAUUUCCAAACAGACGCUUCCUUCCGGAAGACAUUGUUGUGGAACUCAAAGAAUUCGUCAUGUAUGCUCAGGCAGACAAUAUCACUUCUCAAACAUCGGUAGUACCAUUUACUUCGGACGAGAUCGCAAGUAUUCUCAGCCUCGUCCAUCUUCUUAGAAGUGAGUUGAUCCCUAGUGCUAACAAGAACCGCGAGCAUUCCGUGUGGAUCGCAGCUCGAAUCAUGAAAUAUCUCUGCACCCGACUUGACGUAGAGAAAUCGUUGUACGGAAAAUCCGAUGCCCCCAAAACCAAGCUUUCUCGUACCAUUAAUGCUAUGAUCGGAAGAUGGCAAGAGAGCAAGGCCUUCCACAAAGUAUGGGUCGAUGGAAGGAUCGUUCAUGCGCGGUGGGAGCAGUACAUGGACAAGCUGAAUAGCGAUUGGAAUGGAUAUACGAUAUUUUCUACUGUGAUGGUUGCUGUUGAUGUCAGCUUUCUCGCAGUCCCAUCCGUCCAGACUCAAGAUGAAGUGAUCAUACUACUUUACACCUCUACCUUCUCCGCCAUGUGCUCGUUGCUCAUUACGCUAUCGCUGGUUACACAAGUUAAUGAGCAAUUACGAGGCUCCAAUACAGCCGUGGUUUCUUAUCUAAGCAGUAUGGCGGCGGGUUCUGUGCUUGACUCGGAAAGCUUUCCAUUUAUGCUCAGUCUGCCGUUCGGAUUUUUGGUGCUUGAGUAG